Haemonchus placei is the source of this 1440-nucleotide messenger RNA. NCBI's taxonomy places the organism in Eukaryota, Metazoa, Nematoda, Chromadorea, Rhabditida, Trichostrongylidae. The record is from the annotation of a GenBank genome assembly.
AUGCUGCGAACUCUGCUAUCGCGUGUGUCGCCUCAGCUUCGAAGAGCCAGUUCUGCUCCUCCGGCCAUCAGUAAUGUUGAACCAAAGUUCACCAAACUCUUCAUAAACAACGAGUGGGUUGAUGCAGCUAGCGGGAAGACGUUCAAAACCUUUCAUCCAGCUACCAACAAGCUGAUAACUGAUGUUGCUGAAGCAGAUAAAGCAGAUGUGGACAAAGCAGUAAAGGCGGCUUCAGAUGCGUUUCGCCUUGGCUCACCGUGGCGCCGUAUGGAUGCUUCCCAACGCGGUGUUCUGAUGAACAAAUUGGCUGACUUAAUGGAGCGUGACAAGGUUUACCUCGCUUCUUUGGAAACACUCGAUAACGGAAAACCGUACGCUGAGUCAUUUUUUGCUGAUGUGACAUUGGCAAUCAAUUGCAUAAGAACUUCCUACUUACAGUGGAACUUUCCUAUCCUUAUGCAAGCAUGGAAACUCGGCCCAGCAUUAGCAAUGGGCAACGUUGUGGUUAUGAAACCAGCGGAGCAAACUCCACUCACUGCACUUCAUGUAGCCAGUCUUAUUAAAGAGGCAGGGUUCCCCCCAGGUGUUGUAAAUCUUCUCCCAGGCUAUGGGCCGACUGCCGGACACGCGAUAUCCAGCCAUCAAGAAGUGGAUAAAGUCGCCUUCACCGGUUCUACAGAAAUAGGGCGAAUUGUAAUGAGAGCGGCAGCUGAGAGCAAUGUCAAGAAAGUCACUCUCGAGCUUGGUGGCAAGAGUCCUAAUAUAAUUUUUUCUGACGCCGAUCUUGAUAGCGCCAUCCAUCUGGCGCACCUGGGCAUAUUCUUCAACCAAGGACAAGUGUGCUGUGCAGGAUCUCGAGUUUUUGUGGAGGGCAAGAUUUAUGACGAUUUUAUUGCACGCUCUAAAGAAUUAGCGGAGAAGAGGAAGCUAGGUAAUCCGUUCGAUUUGCAAACGGAGCAAGGACCUCAAAUAGAUGAGGAACAGCUGAAAACAAUUCAACGUUAUGUGGAGUCUGGUAAAAAGCAAGGGGCUCAGCUGGUCACUGGCGGAAAAAAAUGGGGCGACAAAGGUUUCUUCUUUGAACCAACCAUAUUUGCAAAUGUCAAGGAUGAAAUGGUAAUCGCCCAGGAAGAGAUUUUCGGACCGGUGAUGAGUGUCAUACGGUUUGAUUCCAUGGACCACCUUGUAGAAAUAGCAAACAAUACGAUUUAUGGUCUGGCAGCUGGUGUUGUGACAAAGGAUCUUGACAAGGCACUCUAUGUCGCCAAUAACAUCAGGGCAGGAUCGGUUUGGGUUAACUGCUACCACGCGUUUGAUGCAGCUGCUCCUUUUGGUGGAUAUAAGCAGUCAGGCAUCGGACGUGAGCUUGGUGAAUAUGGUCUCGAGGCGUACACGGAAGUGAAGACAGUAACCAUUAAAGUUUCACAGAAGAACUCUUAA